This is a messenger RNA of Mastomys coucha (southern multimammate mouse), 808 nucleotides long. It is a transcript of the gene Gemin8, whose product is annotated as gem nuclear organelle associated protein 8. Gene Ontology annotation, biological process: spliceosomal snRNP assembly. Gene Ontology annotation, cellular component: SMN complex. The transcript has 6 exons. Bases 246 to 731 code for a protein of 161 amino acids. The record is from RefSeq and is a predicted model, not a curated record. NCBI's taxonomy places the organism in Eukaryota, Metazoa, Chordata, Mammalia, Rodentia, Muridae.
UGAGGAAUGGGCACCUGUACCUUGGAAACACACAGCUCUCACCCGCAAAGAGGGCCCCACAGCCACCACUGAUCCCCCACUGAUAGAUGAAAAUAGAAGUUCUGAGAAGGAUGUAACCCAGAGAAUUCAAAGACAAACCUAGACCAGUUCAUCUACUACACAAGGCAAGAUCAAGAUAUAUUAUAUCCAUGCCAAGAAAAAUCUAACGAAGGGAAACCAAAAAGAAGGGACUGAAAGAUUCACCAAUGUAUUGGAAAGAUCAGAGAACCCCAACAAGUUUGAUGAUCAGAGGAAAGGGAACAGAAAAAAAGUUCCCACUUGGACUUUUGCAAUCAGAGAUAACAGCAAUGGCCUCAAAAUGGAAGACUACUACAUCUUGGUAUUCUCACCCAGUAUAUGCAAGAUACUGUAUGGAAAUCACAGAGGAGCUCCGCCAGUACUUCGCACAGACUGAAAGGCACAGAGAAGAGAGAAGGCGACAGCAGCAGCUGGAUGCGGAGCGCCUGAAUGACUAUGUGAAUGCGGACCAUGGCCUAUACUUCAACCACCAUAGGUCAGUGGAGCCCCCAUCUGAGAAGCCCUGGGAGCGGCGCCAAGCAGAGAUGAAGCUCUUAUAUGGCAACGGUGCUCCCAAGAUCCUGGCCAUGGAGGCUGCUGUACAGCUGAGCUUUGACAAGCACUGUGAUAGAAAGCAGCCGAAGUACUGGCCUGUCAUUCCACUGAAGUUCUGAGUCCUGGGCACCAGGACCCUAGGCAAUGCUUCGCAGUUCCUAGCCUCUCCCUCUUCAUCUCUCCUGGACUGUUUCAG